Messenger RNA from Elgaria multicarinata webbii, 1734 nucleotides. It is a transcript of the gene ZBTB22, whose product is annotated as zinc finger and BTB domain containing 22. Gene Ontology annotation, biological process: regulation of transcription by RNA polymerase II. The transcript has 2 exons. NCBI's taxonomy places the organism in Eukaryota, Metazoa, Chordata, Lepidosauria, Squamata, Anguidae. The coding region runs from base 100 to 1734 and encodes 544 amino acids. Gene Ontology annotation, molecular function: protein binding; RNA polymerase II cis-regulatory region sequence-specific DNA binding; DNA-binding transcription factor activity, RNA polymerase II-specific. The record is from RefSeq and is a predicted model, not a curated record.
CCCAGCGCGGGGUCAGCAGCGCAGCCGGAGGCCGCAGCCGAGAGCGCGCGGAGGCCGGACCCAGAGCCGCCCCUGGGACCGCCCGGCCCCCUGAGCGCCAUGGACCCCUCCUCUUCCUCCGGCCUGGCCAUCGUCCACGUGGACUUCCCUGAAGUGACCAGCGCCCUGCUGGAGAACCUGAACCAGCAGCGGGUGGAGGGCAAGCUGUGCGACAUCGCCAUCCACGUCCAGGGCCGGGUCUUCCGGGCCCACCGGGCAGUGCUGGCGGCCUCCUCGCCUUACUUCCACGACCAGGUGCUGCUCAAGAACAUGACCUCCAUCGUGCUGCCCAGCGUCAUGGACCCCGUGGCCUUCGAGACGGUGCUGGGCUCGGCCUACACGGGCAAGCUGAGCAUGGCGGCCGACGAGAUCGUCAACUACCUGACGGUGGGCAGCGUCCUGCAGAUGUGGCACAUCGUGGACCGCUGCACGGAGCUGCUCAAGGAGCGCCGGGGGGCCCUGCUGGGCCUGGCGGCCGCCCCCUCCUCCUCCUCCUCCUCUCGGGUCCACUCCAGCCGCACCAGCGACAACCAGUCGCCCAGCAGCAGCAACUACUUCAGCCCCCGGGACUCGGGCGAGGGGGCGCCCGAGCCGGGCAAGUACACCCCCCGGGGGGCCCUGGCAGCCGAGGGCUCGGAGGAGCGCGAGGAGGAGGGGGUGGUCUUCCAAGCCGAGAAGGGGGGCCCCCGCGGCCCCGACCCCUUCGCCGGGGGCAGCAAGUUCAUCCUGGAGACGGACGACGAGGCCAGUGACUGCGGGGAGCCGGCCAGCAGCGAGGGGCGCCGGCCAGCCUACGCGCGGCCCAGCAUCAUGCCCCAGAAGCAGUGGGUCUUCGUCAAGAAGGAGCGGGGAGGGGGCGCCCAGGAGGACCUGGUGCUGACCUGCGAGGAGGACGAGGACCCUGUGGAGGGGGCGGCGGGGGCCGGCGGGGCGCCCACCGAGGCCGCUCCCCUCAGCAUCAUCGACGUGCGCACCUUGAGCGGGGGGCCUGGGGGCGGCGGCAGCCCCCGGCUGGAGGAGCAGGUCAACUUCUGCGAGUCCUCGGAGGGCUUCUCCUCCUGCUCGCCCUACGAGGGCCUGGAGGAGGCGCCGGCGGCGCUGCCCGGCCCCUUCGGCCAGCGCGCACUGAUGCCCAUGGACAUGCAGGGCAACCAGAUCGUGGUCUUCCCCCCGCAGGCGCCCGUGGAGCACGGGGCGGUGCAGCUGGCGGGCGGCGCGGGCGACGGCAACAAGAUCUUCAUGUGCCACUGCGGCAAGGCCUUCUCCCACAAGAGCAUGCGCGACCGGCACGUGAACAUGCACCUGAACCUGCGCCCCUUCGACUGCCCCGUCUGCAACAAGAAGUUCAAGAUGAAGCACCACCUGACGGAGCACAUGAAGACCCACACGGGCCUCAAGCCCUACGAGUGCGACGUCUGCGCCAAGAAGUUCAUGUGGCGGGACAGCUUCAUGCGCCACAAGGGCCACUGCGAGCGGCGCCACCGCCUGGGCGGGGAGGGGGGCGCGGCGGGCGGCCUCUCGGGGGGCGUCAAGAAGGAGGCGUCGCCCUCCCGGAUCAGCGGGGACGCCGAGUGGGGCGGGGGGCUGGGCGGGGAGCCGCAAGGGGCCAAGAGCGCCGCGCCCCCAGGCCGGGACCUCUCCAAAGCGCACUGGGCCCCCCGGGGCACCGUCCACCACGGCCCACCUCUGGCCUGA